This is a messenger RNA of Heterobilharzia americana, 591 nucleotides long. The record is from the annotation of a GenBank genome assembly. NCBI's taxonomy places the organism in Eukaryota, Metazoa, Platyhelminthes, Trematoda, Strigeidida, Schistosomatidae.
AUGAACUAUAACUAUUCAAAAAAUUCUGCUGCAAUUUUAGAAAAGAGUUUAACAAAAUUACGUGGAGAUGUUAAUAUAGCUUCUUUUGCUUAUCUAUUCGUUGAAUUGGUCAAAUAUUCAAUGCGUAAUGUAUCCAGUAUGGAUCUUGUUCAAAAACGACUUUCAGAUUUCGGUAAAGCUGUUGGUGAACGUAUGAUUGAUGUUGUUUAUACACGAGAAAAACCACAGAAACGUGAUAUACGCUUAUAUAAUGCAUUAAUUUUUUUAAAAAGCAAUUUUUGGAAAAGUCUUUUUGGUAAAGAAGCUGAUGAAUUGGAACGAGAUGGUGUAGAUGAAAAUAUCUUUUAUAUGAUUGAACAUGAACCAAUUGUUAAUCGAUUUACACGAUUCACUUAUGAAGAUAAGGAUGAAAAACGUAAAACAUCUACACCGCUUAAUGUUGCAGCUUUCAGUGCUGGAGUUGUAGAAGCUUUCCUAACAAAUAUUGGUUUUCCGUGUACAGUCUCUGCAACCUGGUACAAAGGAACAGCGUAUGUAAUAAAAUUCGAGGAAUCGGUAAACAUCCGUGAAAGGCAGUUAGAUAGUCGAUAA